GCGAGGGCAUGGUGGCCACAUUUUACAGAACAUGGGGAACCUGAGGUGAAAGUAGGCACAGUGUAGUAAACAGAGCUGACUACUUAGCAGAGUUGGGGGGAAUGGAGCUGAUGAGGGGCAGAGUGAGUGGAAAUGGAGGUACCCAAGUUGUAGAGUAUGAUUAACGGGAGGAGAGUGGGACAGUGUUAAGGAAUGUAGGGGAAUGUGGGUUGAGUGUGAAGCCUAGAACCUGGGUCCCAUCUGUCUUUUGUGUGUCCCCAGUCUCUCUCUCCCUACAUCCCUUUCUGAGAUUUCUGGGUUUCUCCCUGUCUGUAUCUCAUUCCACCUCUGUGUACACAUCAGUAUCUUUCUUUUUCUUUGUGUGUGUCUCUAACAGAGCUGGCACUGGGGAAGAUGGUGAGGUGCCCAGCCUUCUGGCUUCUGUGUUCUGGAAUCUUUCACUUAGAUCUUGGCUCAUAGAGCCCAGAGUUCCAGAAUGCUCCGAGUUCUCAACACUGUAGAGUGGGUCUGGAGUGAGGAGUCAGUGAGGAGAGCUUGUGGGUGUCAUCAUGCAGGCCUGGGGCACUGUAGUGGUGACCCUGGCCAUGCUAAUGGCUGCCACUGUGGAUGCCAAGAUCUACGAACGCUGUGACCUGGCAAUGAAGCUGCAAAAGGCGGGCCUGAAUGGCUUCAAGGGCUACACCAUUGGAGACUGGCUGUGCAUGGCACACUAUGAGAGUGGCUUUGACACUUCCUUCGUGGAUCACAAUCCUGAUGGCAGCAGUGAAUAUGGCAUUUUCCAGCUGAACUCCGCCUGGUGGUGUGACAAUGGUGUUACACCCACACAGAACUUCUGUCACAUGGAGUGUCAUGACCUGCUCAACCGCCAUAUUCUGGAUGACAUCAUGUGUGCCAAGCGGGUAGUGUCCUCACAGAAUGGUAUGGCUGCCUGGGAUUCUUGGAUCCAGCACUGUUUUGGCCAUGAUGUAUCUGAAUGGCUCAAGGGAUGUCGUCUGUAUGCAAAACCUGACACAAGAAAAAUUAAUUCGUGACUCGGAUUCCCAGAGAUAGAGAUUUUAUCUUCCUUUCUGUUCUUUCUUUGGUGGAUUUAAUAAAGGAUGAUAUCUAUAAACAAU
Molecule: messenger RNA, 1115 nt
Organism: Camelus dromedarius (Arabian camel)
Lineage: Eukaryota; Metazoa; Chordata; Mammalia; Artiodactyla; Camelidae
Product: sperm acrosome-associated protein 5
Exons: 4
Coding region: 549-1031 (160 amino acids)
Biological process (GO): fusion of sperm to egg plasma membrane involved in single fertilization
Cellular component (GO): sperm flagellum; acrosomal vesicle
Molecular function (GO): lysozyme activity
Source: RefSeq, a predicted model, not a curated record